Ambispora leptoticha is the source of this 685-nucleotide messenger RNA. Lineage: Eukaryota; Fungi; Glomeromycota; Glomeromycetes; Archaeosporales; Ambisporaceae. The record is from the annotation of a GenBank genome assembly.
AAGAGAAAGAAAUAAAUUUUCAAAUACAAUUAAAUCAACAUAUGAAAAUCUAAAUAUUAAUGAAAAUUUAAAAAAAAUAUUGAGAGAAAAUAAAUAUCAAUUAUCUUGGAUUCCUUAUUCGGAAUUUGAAAUUAUCGAAGAGAUUGGAAAAGGUGGAUUUGCUACCGUGUACUACGCUAAAUGGUCAAGAUUGAAAGCAUACAGCGAAAUCGGAUUCAACAAUCCUUCAUUCUUACAAUGCUAUGGAAUAUCACAGGAUGAAACAACUAAAGAUUAUAUAAUUAUUUUAAAGUAUGCGGAAACUGGAUCUCUGUAUAAAAAUAUUGUUGACGUAUCACAGAUGAAAUGGAAAGAUAAAUUAAAUUUAUUAAAUUGUAUCGUAUCUGAUCUUGAAGCUAUUCAUUCAGAAGAGUUAUCUCAUCGGGAUCUUCACAGUAAAAAUAUUUUACAAGAUGAUUUACGUAGUGCGUAUAUCGCUGAUUUAGGUCUCUCUGCGUCAGCUAGUAUAAAACAAGAGGAUCAAAUUUAUGGAAUUAUACCAUACGUUGCUCCGGAGGUUCUACAAGGAAAACCUUUCACACAAGCUAUUGAGCCAGAACACCCUUCACACAUGUAUACAAGUAAACUAAUCAACACGAAAGAAGUAUCAAAUAUAUUAAGUUUUGCGAUUCCUAAUGAUAUUUAA